GAAGGUGUCAAAAAAGGGGUGAAACGUAAUACGAGUUUGUAAUAAUGAACCAACAUCAUCAUGGGCUUACACUUUUAUUGUUAACGCGCCCCUCCGCGUUUUAAAGUUCCGGAAGAGAAAAAAAAAGGUAGCCAGGCUGCUUAAUAAGCACAAAGAUGUUCCAAGAAGAAUCGUUAAGCAUUUACACUUCUCUAACCCACUCUCCAUCAUGAUCGAAAGAAUGUCGUGUAAUCUCAAUCAUGUCGUAGGCACAUUUACAAGAAAUACAGCCGGAAUUCAAAGGUUAGGUUCUAGUUCAUCCUCGGUUCACUCGAUCAGAAACAUUCACUUAACUCCGCUGGUCAAACAACAACAAACAAGUCAAAAACCUGAAUCUUCAAGAGUGUUACGUGAUGAAAACAUCAAAGCACGAAGGGUAAGAUUGGUAGACCCACAGACAAACGAAUUGAUGCCUGGUCCAUUCAAUACAGCAGAACUAUUGAGAUCGAUUGAUAGGACACGCUAUACACUUCAACAAGUAGCACCAGGUAAAUCUGUUAAUUCUACACAAAAGCCACCGAUUGCAAAGAAGGAAGAAGAGCCUUCCACCCGUUCCACACGAGACUGGAGAAGCCGUGGAAAGCCUUCGAUCUCACAAGAAGAUGAUGCAUCGUUCACAGAACCAGAGCCGGUCAAAGAGGAGCAAAGUCCUAUAACGACAUUAGAUGAUUUACCGAUCGUAAAAUUGGUUGAUAAAAAAGCAGAAUAUGACAAAAAACGUUUAGCAAAAAAGCAAAAGCAGGGAAGUGAUGUCGGAGAAGAAUCUACUUCAGGAGGCACAGCGGUAAAAUCUGCAACUACACUGCACAAAAAUAUCGUUCUUUCUUGGCAAUCGACAACACAUGAUAUUCAACAUAAAUUACUACCGAUCAGAGCAAAUAUGAUCAAACGUGGCACGGGAGCUUCAUGUACGAUCACAAUCGCUUCCAAAAAAGGAAAGGGUUCAGCGGUAGAUGAAGAGGGCAAAUUGGCAUUCUUGAAUAAUCUGGAAACAUUUCUUUCUGAUUGGUCAAAUGCAGCAAGUAUCUUGGAAGAAGAUGGUACACAACCAUCCGAAGCAAAGAAACUACAGUAUUUCCCACGAAGGAGAGGGGAAGUUCAAUGGCAAAAGAACAAUAAGACUGCUAUUUUGAUCAUGGAAGUGGCGCGAAGAUGAUGUACUUUUUAAAAAUAAUGAAAUGACCAAACAACAUAACACCUGCAUUCGAUUUUGGGAAGCUGAUAAGAUAUCAUUAAUAUUUAAUUCAUCGAAAAAGACGAU
This is a messenger RNA of Meira miltonrushii, 1300 nucleotides long. RefSeq lists its product as uncharacterized. The coding region runs from base 209 to 1195 and encodes 328 amino acids. Lineage: Eukaryota; Fungi; Basidiomycota; Exobasidiomycetes; Exobasidiales; Brachybasidiaceae. The transcript has a single exon. The record is from RefSeq and is a predicted model, not a curated record.